Molecule: messenger RNA, 1077 nt
Organism: Colletotrichum karsti
Lineage: Eukaryota; Fungi; Ascomycota; Sordariomycetes; Glomerellales; Glomerellaceae
Exons: 3
Coding region: 1-1077 (358 amino acids)
Source: RefSeq, a predicted model, not a curated record
AUGGCGCCUGGAAUCCUCCAGUCCGAUGUUCCGGCCGCACUGCCGGCUCAGAAAGUCGCCAAGAACGACACCCACCACGCACCCUACAAUCCCGACAAUGAUAUCUACGGGAACUACUUUCCUGCAGACCCGAAAACGCUUAGUUUGGAGUCGAACUUCGGUCCGAUGGAUGCUUCAUCGAUUGGAUACCUUCAACCAACUCACCGGGACACUCCCCUUGAGAUCAUGCGUGAGCGUUUCGAGCGAGACGGCUACCUCUUGAUCAAGGAUCUUCUCCCACACGAACCUGUGCUCAAGUGCCGUCGCGAAUACUUCUCACACAUGAGCCCUAGCGGCCUCCUCCGCCCCGGCACCGAUCCCGUGGAAGGCACCUUUUCCGGGAAGGACACUCGUAAAUAUCUGCCUCCUGGUAACCUCCGUCGCCUUUUCGGCCUGAAAGACGACACCGAGAGCGACAAGUACGCGGAGCUCAUGGUCUCUGCCCACGAAGCCGACUUCUACGUCAACUUCUGCAAGUUCCCGGAGCUGCGCGAAUUCGUGAGCCGUUUUACGGAUUGGAAGUCUCCUCACAUGCUUCAACGUACCAUGCUUCGCGCCUUCGUUCCCGAUAGCGAGUUGACGCCGGUGCAUUUCGAUCAAAUGUAUCUUCGCGCCGGCCCGCCCACGAGCUUGACGGCCUGGGUCCCCAUAGGUCCUGUAUCGCUCGAGGGCGGCGGCCUGAUGUAUCUCGAGGGCUCGACUGAUAUCGGCAUGAAGACUGAGGACGACUUUGCCAAGAACGCUCACAAUCUCAGCGAUGAGGAGAGAGUGAGCGCGUUCAACAAGAACAUGAAUGAUGGAGGGUUUCUUAGUCGCGAUACGGUUACAUAUGGCAAGGAGUCCAAAAGAAAGUGGCUGAUCGCGGAGUAUGAGGUAGGAGAUGUCAUCUUCCACAACCCAUACAUGGUCCACGCGAGCUGCAAGAAUAAGGAUUCCAACGCCAGGAUUCGUCUUGCCACAGACCUGCGCUUCGUCGACCCCGAGAAACCCUACGACAGGCGCUGGAUGAAGGUCUACAAGCCCCUUGAUGGCUUGUAA